AUGGAUAACAUUGAGAGUUAUGAAGGUGGCGAGGCUAAAGGCAUAAUAGUAUCACGGAACGUAACCUUUUCUGAGCUUGUUGACCGCAUUUAUAAGAUCACAAAUGCAUAUCUCAACAAAUAUAGUCUCACACUGAAGUAUUCAGUUCCUCUAUCAUCAUCUGCCUAUAAGCACCUAAAGGUUGAAGACAAUGAUGACGUUCAAUAUUUUCUGAAGUACAGCACGGACGUUAUGACCUCUAGAGUAACCCCUUUAUUAGCAACCCUCAAAGUUAUAGAAGGACAUGGUAUUCAUGGCUGCAAUGGCAUUGUAAGCAUUGGGAAUAGCAAUGCUCCCCUUGCAGUUGUUGUGAGAGAUAGGAAUGAGGUAAUUGGGGAUAGUGGAACUGAAAAUGGUGUAACUGGUUUUAAUUGGAAAGAUUGGGUUGAAGAUGUUAAUUUUGAAUGUGUUGAAAACAUAGUCGCAGAUUUUUGUGUACCUAGGAAUGAAGAGGAAGCGUACUCUGCACCAAACGUGCAUCCUCAUCGAGAAAGCAAUUUCCAAGCCUCCAUGGUGCAGGUUACACAAGUGCAAUCUGAAAAUCCGCAACAAUCAAGUUGGACUCAAAUGCAUACAAGCCAAGUUCAUUUGGUGCAUGGUAAGAGUGUGGAAGAUAUUGAUUAUGGUGGAGGUCUUUCUUGCAUAAAUUGGGAAGCAAAUUUUAAGGUUGGACGAGUUUUUCCAAAUAAGAUUGCCCUUAUAAAAACCUUAUGUUUAGCAGCAGUCAGAGGCCACUUUCGAUUUAGAACAGUCCAAUCUGGGAAACGUAGGUUGUGUGUUCGUUGUUGGCAACUUCCUUGCCCUUGGCGACUUCGGGCAUAUAAAGUUGGAUUACAUGAGUUUAGGGUUGUUAAAUACGAUCCAUUUCAUGAAUGUGAUCUAAGGUAUCUUAGUAGUCACCAUCCUCAAGCUAGUACGAGAUUGUUGUCUGACUCUGUGAAACGCAGAUUCAAGGAUUCUCGCACCAUUUAUACUGCAGGUGAUAUCAUCAAAGAUGUGCGACAAAAUUUUGGUGUGACCAUAAGCUACUCUAAAGCUUGGAGAAGCCGAGAGUUAGCUUUAAAGAUAAUUAGAGGGUCUGCAGAAGAAUCAUAUGCUCUUCUCCCUUCCUAUUGUUAUGUACUGGAGCGUACAAAUCCUGGAACUUUGACAUACAUUGAGACUGAUGCAGCCAACCACUUUUUAUAUUUUUUUUAUGUCAAUUGGUGCAUGCAUAAGAGGAUUUAA
Molecule: messenger RNA, 1266 nt
Organism: Prunus armeniaca (apricot)
Lineage: Eukaryota; Viridiplantae; Streptophyta; Magnoliopsida; Rosales; Rosaceae
Source: the annotation of a GenBank genome assembly